Molecule: messenger RNA, 2414 nt
Organism: Prorocentrum cordatum
Lineage: Eukaryota; Dinophyceae; Prorocentrales; Prorocentraceae
Source: the annotation of a GenBank genome assembly
AUGCUGCUCUUCUUGUUCCCUUGGUGGCUCCUGGUUAUCCUCCUCCUCCUCCUGCUCUAUGUCCUCGUGCUUCUCCACGUCCGCCUCCCGCCCCUGUCCCGACGCGCAGGACAGGCUUCAUCUCCCUGUGGGCGGUGCGACUGCUGUUGUGCGCCCAGGUCUCUAGCCUCCGGGGGCGCUUCGGCGGUGGCCACUGCCGCGAGCAUGCAGCGGCUCUGCACCACGACGUGGGUAUUCAAGGGGCCACGCACCAAGUACUGCAAGAACACGGGUGCAUGCGUGGAUGAAUUCGACCAUUGGUGCGUCUGGUUGAACAACUCCGUUGGCCGCGGUAACCACAGGCCGUUCGUGUGCCUGGCCGCUGUGGAGGUCUCCACGCAGUACUGCCAUCUGCUCCUUUGCUUCGUCGUCCUCAGGAGUUCCCUGCAGCUCGAGGGCGCAGGGCCGUUGACUUGGUUCUCGAUUGUGGCCACGAACCAGCCGAUAACGUUGCUCGUCUGCAUGGUGCAGUGUCUGACGGCGCCCAUGAUCCACAUACUGGUCACGCAACAACUGUUCUACGUGGCGGUCAACAAGACCACGAAUGAGGCCAUCAACGCUAAGAGGUACGGCCUCAUCCGGGCGAUGCGGUCCAGUCCCGAGCCCGAGUUUCUCCAUCCCGACUUGGAGCCGGACGUAGAGCCAUACCUCGUUGUCUCGUACGUGCGGCUCGUCACCGUCAUCGUUUCCAUCGUCUUCGUUGUACGCGGCAUGGCACGCGCCUGCCGCAGCAGGGGGCCCGUGGCCGAGCUCCCAGCCUCGCCGCUCCCCACGAAGAGCCGGGGCCCGGCGGCCGAGCGCGGGGCGGAUAUGGCCGACCUGGGCGAGCGCGAGCGGGCACUGGGCGUCCGCGCCGCCCUGCGGGCGGCGGCCGAGGUCGAGAAACCACCUCUGGUGAUCAGCCUGGCGCAGCUCCUCGGGCCGCCCGCCGGCGAGGGCGCUGCGGGGAGCCCCGGGCGGCCCGCCGCGCGGGGCGACGCGGCGGCGGCCGCUGCGCCGCCGCUCGCGUCGCCGCCGCCCGGGCUGCGCACGGCCCUGCGCUCCCGGGCCCCGGCCUUCGUGCCUGGCGGACGGCCGCAGCUGGUCAGGAAGGACACGGAGACAUCAUCUCGGCUGCACGCAAGACACGCGAGCCGCUGCUGUCGCAGAGCCACCUCUGCGUGCAGCCGAUCCUCGGACGGGGGCUCGGAGGCCUCGCUGGCACGGGGCGCGAAGGCCGCCGCCUGAGCAGCGUGCUGGGCGGCCCGGUGGACUUCAUCCUGGGGGCACCUUGGGCCAGGGGCACCUCAGGCAGCAUGGGCCAGGCCAGAGGGGCAAUCCCUGGCAGCCGUCCGUGCGCUGUCUUUCCCUCCUACUUCCACCCUCUCCGCGCAACUUCCGGAUGGUGAGAUGGGGUGGAAGCACAUGAGAAUUACGGGCGUGUUCUCGACCCCACACCUCACGUUUUAAAAGGUGUUGGCGUUCCCUGAAUUGCAUUCGUAGAGCGCAGGGCUUGCAAAGACAUGUUGUCUUAUUCUGUGGCGCACUUCUGGUGCACACCUGUGCGGCGACGCGGAUGACAAAAUGACGAUUGCGACUCGAUUCAAUACUUCCAGUCUCAUCGCUAUGGAUGGCUCCACCUUGCCCCUCUCUCCAGGAGUGGCCCCUUCGCCAGACGCCUUGUCGCGCUCAUGGCCUCUCGGAUCAAGAGGCCGCUUUCGCUGGCCCCUCCGGGCUUGCCCGUCGAAGUCGGUCCUCGGAUGGCGUGGUUUCCAGUUGGGCUGCCCGCGCCUCCAGCAGCCAUCCGGGCCCUGCCGGCGGCGCAGGGCCAGGGCCCAGAGCACCAGCGGCGGUUGGCGGACAGAAAUUUUGAGCCAUUCGCGCGUGCCCGCCAGCCCAUCCAGUGACCUGCGUAUCGUUGCCGUUUUGUCGCGUGGUCGCCCGUGGAGGCACUUGCUUGGUGUCGGCCUGGUCGCGCACAGCCUGGUUCGGUUAUAGAUGGCAGCAGCCGCUGCGCCGCCCACUGACUUCUGGAUAGUUGGGCCGAAGCCCGCGUACAAAUUGCAAGAGUGACCUUGACGAUCAAACUUGACGGGACAUGGGGUAGUUUUCAACAAGCAAGCAGCGCACCUCCGCUAAGCGUCACGACAGGCGUCCCCGACGGCGGUUAAGGUUGUGUCAGACUCUUGUGCGUCUCUUGGGUGUGGACGGCGGUGCUGUCUUUGGUGUCGACCUGGUCUUCGUCGGUGUUUUAAUUCAUGGUUUGGCACCUCUUGAUUUUGGACAUCUGGGAAGUCGGCCUAGUGUGGGUCAUCGAUGAGCUGAUUAACCUCAUCACUGUCCUCAUACUUGCCAGCAUCGCUUCCUCGCGUGCUUCCUGAUUCGCGGUUAUUUCC